AUGAUGUUCUGGAUUCAUGUCUUUGGGCUCCUGUAUAUCCCCAGUUAUCUAUAUGCCUUUACUGAAAACGAAUGCUAUUUAACAAUCAAGGAAUCUUUUUACCAUGAAGGAGAUGUGACGCUUGGUGCUUUUCUCCCUCUUCAUAUUUACUACACAGGCAGCAAAGUUCCUCAUAUAAACGUGCCACAUGCAUACCAGGACAUUCACGUACAGUAUAAGUUUAAGAACUACCAGUUUGUUCUGGCCCUGGUUUUUGCCAUUGAGGAGAUCAACAGAAACCCUCAUCUUCUACCCAACACAACUCUGGGCUUUGAUGUCCUUAAUGUUGCAUUUAGUGGAAAGAAUAUUCUUUAUUCUGCCCUGUUAUGGCUCACAAGGAUGAGCAUUCCAAUACCUAAUUACAACUUUGUACAGAAGAGAAUAUCACCUGUUGCAAUCACAGGAACAUCAUUGGUAAUAUCUGCCCAGAUUGAGACACUGAUACAACUCUACAAAAUACCUCAGCUCACUUUUGGGCCAUUUUAUUCUACCUUGAAUGACCCAGAACAGUUUAAAUUCCUCUAUCAGAUAGCUCCUAAGGACACAUCUCUGUCACUUGCAAUAGUCUCUUUGUUACUUCAUUUCAACUGGUCCUGGGUUGGUCUCAUAAUCUCAGAUGACCACCAAGGAUCCCAGAUCCUCUCAGACUUGAGAAAAGAUAUGGAGAGUAAAAGCAUCUGCAUAGCCUCUGUGAAAAUGAUCUCUGGCACCUGGAAUUCAUUUUCCAAUGAACUAUGGAAAAGUCUGGAGAAAAUUGAGGAAUCACCAGCAAAUGUGAUAAUUAUUUGUGGAGACACAAUUUCUUUACAGGGUUUAAUGCGACACAUUGCACAACUAUUAAUCACUUGGAAAGUCUGGAUCUUGAACUCUCAAUGGGAUGUUGACACUUAUUCUGAUUAUUUCAUGGAGGAGUCAUUUCAUGGGAGUCUCAUUUUUUCACACCACCAUAAAGAGAUGGUUGACUUUACAAAAUUUGUUCAAACAGUUAAUCCCUACAAGUACCCAGAAGACAUUUAUCUUCCCAAGUUUUGGUAUUUGUUCUUCAAGUGCUCAUUUUCUGAGGUUGAUUGUCAACUUUUGGAGAACUGCCAACCCAAUGCUUCUUUGGAGUUACUGCCUAGACACCUUUUUGACCCAUCUAUGAGUGAAGAUGUCUACAAUAUAUACAAUGCUGUGUAUGCUGUGGCCUAUAGUCUCCAUGAGAUGAUUCUUCAGCAAACACAAAUUCAACCAAAUGAUAAUGGUGAAGCAAUGGUAUUCUUCCCCUGGCAGUUUCUUCCUUUCCUAAAGAACACCUUAAUGAAAAACCACAUGAGAGGCCACACAGUAAUGGAAGGGAGAAGAAACUUGGAUUCAGAAUAUGACGUUCUCAAUUUCUGGAAUUUUCCAAAAGGUCUUGGAUUAAAGGUGAAAGUAGGAACAUUUUCUCCAAAUGCUCCCCAGGGUCAACAGUUCUCUGUAUCUGAACAUAUAAUACAAUGGCCUACAAAGUUUACAAAGAUUCCUCAGUCUGUGUGCAGUGAGAACUGUAGGCCUGGAUUCAGGAAAGCUGCCCAGGAAGGCAAGGCUGUCUGCUGCUUUGAUUGUAUUCCUUGUGCAGACAAUGAGAUUUCCAAUGAGACAGAUAUGGAUCAGUGUGUGAAGUGUCCAGAAAGUCACUAUGCAAACUUGGAGAAGAACCACUGCCUCCAGAAAUCUGUGAGCUUUUUGGCCUUUGAUGAUCCCUUAGGUAUGGCUCUCACCGUCACAGCGCUGUGUUUCUCUGUUCUCACAGCUGUGGUUCUUGCAGUCUUUGUAAAGCACAGAGACACACCCAUUGUCAAGGCCAAUAAUCGGGCUCUCAGCUACACCCUGUUAUUGACACUCAUCGUCUGUUUCCUCAGUUCCUUGCUCUUCAUUGGAAAGCCCAACACAGCCUCGUGCAUCCUGCAGGAGACAGCAUUUGGAAUUUUGUUCACUGUGGCUCUCUCCACAGUGUUGGCCAAAGCUAUUACAGUGGUUAUUGCAUUCAGGGUCACUGUUCCAGCUAGAAUGGUGAGGUGGCUAAUGGUAUCAAGGGCCCCUAAUUUUAUCAUUCCCGUAUGCACGCUGAUUGAACUUGUUCUCUGUGGGAUCUGGCUGCUUACCUCUCCACCCUUCAUUGAUCAAGAUGCUCAUGCUGAACAUGGUCACAUCAUCCUUCUGUGCAACAAGGGUUCAGCAGUCGCCUUCCACUCUGUCCUGGGGUACCUUUGCUUUUUGGCACUUGGGAGCUACACCAUGGCCUUCCUAUCCAGGAAUCUGCCUGAUACAUUCAAUGAGGCCAAGUUUCUGUCAUUCAGCAUGCAGGUGUUCUUCUGUGUCUGGGUCACCUUCCUCCCUGUCUACCACAGCACGAAGGGGAAGGUCAUGGUGGCUAUGGAAGUUUUCUCUAUCUUGGCUUCCAGUUCAGCACUCCUUGGCUUGAUCUUUGUCCCUAAAUGCUACAUCAUUUUGAUAAGGCCAGAUAAAAACUCUUAUCUUGAUAUCAGGCACAAAACCCAUUCAUGA
Messenger RNA from Acomys russatus (golden spiny mouse), 2568 nucleotides. Its product is annotated as vomeronasal type-2 receptor 116-like. Gene Ontology annotation, molecular function: G protein-coupled receptor activity. NCBI's taxonomy places the organism in Eukaryota, Metazoa, Chordata, Mammalia, Rodentia, Muridae. Gene Ontology annotation, biological process: G protein-coupled receptor signaling pathway. The coding region runs from base 1 to 2568 and encodes 855 amino acids. Gene Ontology annotation, cellular component: membrane. The record is from RefSeq and is a predicted model, not a curated record. The transcript is spliced from 6 exons.